UUCGAGUGAGCGGCGAUAACAUCAACACUGAGAGCGCGGAUGGAGAGACAGUGCGCGCGACGCUUCGUCUUAAAAAUAUAAGACUUUGUAUCCGAAUGUGGAAAAACAACACGAUAGGACCAUAUCGGAAAACAAAAUCGCCUGACUUCUGGUACGGACGACCACAGAAGUGACCAUUACGUACCGAUUAUGGAGCCGAAGGAGAAAAAGGGGGGCUAUCGUUUUCAGCUGCGUAUAUAGAAAAUCGGCGAUAUAUUUAAAAAAUAAUAAAUAAAAAUAGCGCUGGGUGCGAGGAAAAAUAUAGAAAAAUUCUGGAAAAUGCUGCAGGGUCCUACGAUUUGGAUUCAGCAAGGCUGCGGCGAAGAAUGUGUCAUUUUGGUGUUUUUUCACGUCGCUUUUUGAGCGGGAGUGACAGACGUGCUGCUGGCGCAGAUACACGCAGUUCAGAUGCAUCAGACACUGAACUCGGAACAGUCUGAACCGAGCGCGAGGAGCUGGAAGAGAAGAGAGAUCAUUGCUUUUCAGCUUUUCUUGGAAAUGUGAAUUGGAGUUCAGCAGUAUGGUUGCAAGCACGGGAAUUUCACCUUGUUAUGAGAGGAGUCCUUGUAAUGCACGCGUCAUGAAAACGAGCUGUGACAAAGUCAAGCGACUGUUGAGAAACGCGGACCGUGAAUGUGCGGUUGUGUGGACGCGCGCCUCGCGUGAGUGGGCGCGCGCGCGCGCUCUGUGCGGGACUUGUCGGUACUGUAGCAGCACAGAAUGGUUUGUGAGUUAUAACGGAGGUGCAGGCCGUACUGUGCUGCGGCAAGAGCGACAGGACAGACGCUCACUUCACAUUCAAACGGGUGAGAGAGAGGAAGGGAAAAGUAGACAAACAGCAGCAGCAGCAAGACUACGCCUGUAUGUGAGACUGUGAGUCUCCUGAACUUGGCCGUGUGACUUGACUGGCUGCCUGGCUGUAGCAGCACGUAAAUAUUGGAGUCAAAGCACUAGCGAAUCCUCCAGUAUUGACCGUGCUGCUGGAGUUAGGCGGGCCGUUUACCGUCCUCCGGGGUCCUUCAUCUCUUCAGGAAAGCACGAGAAGUACGGUUAAUUAACGAUGUAUGUAAAUGCCAGUGUUUUUUAUUUAUUUUUUAUGCUAUUAUGUACUGUGUACCUAUGACAUUACAGUUUGAAUACCAAGUUUGAUAUUAAAUUAUUAUAUAACAAACACAUUUGAAUCUGCUUUAGGUAAAAUCCAUCUCUUUAAUUAUUCAUUUAUAGUUAUACUCAUAUUUUUGUCGUGAUUUCAUUGUUGAUAAAUUUAUGUACAUGAACAAUGCAAUAAAGGAAAACAACAUUAAAAACAUUACAAUGAGAACAACUGUAUCAAGCCUAAUUAAUUAGUCAGUAGUUAUGUAUGCAUCUGAAGAUCCUCUCAAAUAAACGAAUCUACCACAGUUAUGUCGGUUAAACUCAAAAUGGUAAUCGUUAGCAAACAUCAAUAGGCCCAUAUCUGCAUUCACAUGAUCUUAAUAAUGAGCUGUUUUUUGAGUGUGAUCCUCAACCCACAUGUAUAUACAACUUAUAAUAAUGAGCACUUUAAUUAUUAAUUUUCCGGGUUUAAUUCAAGUUAAGCUAAAUCGACAGCAUUUGUGGCAUAAUGUUGAUUUCCAUUCGUUCCUCCUUUUAAAAAAAAAAAAAUAUCGAGGUUACAGUACUUAAAAUGGGAGUGAACGUGUCCGAUUUUUGGAGGGUUUAAAGGCAGAAAUUUGAAGCUUAUAAUUUUAUAAAUGCACUUACAUUAAUUCUGUUUAAACUUGUGUAUUAUUUGAGCUGCAAAGUUGUUUAACGCGUCAUUUCUACAGUCAUUUUAAGGUUUGUUGACAUUACAUCGUAAUGGAAACGAAGUUGUAAAAUUAGCUAUAACUUUACACAGAAAAGGUUUUUAAGUGAUUUUAUCACACUAAAAUAUUUACAUUCAUAUCCUUUAUGUCUUUUGGACAUUUGAAAAAGUUAAUAUUUUAACAUUAAAAAUAGGCCCCCAUUCACUUCCAUUGUAAGUGCCUCACUGUAAGCUCGAGUUUUGCUUUUUUUUUUUUUUAAAUAAAAGUUGGAACGACACGAAAUUAUUUUUGUGGUAAUCAACAUAACGCCACAAAUGCUUUCGAUUGAGCUGAACUUGUAUUGAACCCAAAACAUUCCUUUAACUGUCCUGAACGAAGUUAAAUCGAUCAAGCAGUUCUAAAAUAUGUUUCAUAUUCCAGUGUUGGGCAUCGAUACUUACUGACAUCAAUAAUAUACCUUCCAUCUUUAUUUUCACACGUUGCACUCUGAACAACGCAGCAUCGCCAUCUUCUGGGAAACCUUGAAUAGCUUGAGGUUUUCACAUCGACUCCUUUUCUCCUUUUAAGUUAGGAUUUAGGGGAGGGGUGCUGACAGAAUCACUUCGUGGAUCGGCCCCUUUUGGUACUUUGCGCUGUUUGUUUUGAUUCCCGCGUUUCUUCUCGGUAAGGGUCGUUAAUAUCAAGUAUAUUUACACUCCCUCUCCGUAACACUCGUUACCCUCGGGCGAAACUAUGACGGAAACCAUCCUUCAGAACUAUGUCCACCAACAGGCCAAGAACAUUCAGAAAAGUUUUAUCUGGAUCAAUUGCACAGCAAUCUGCCAAAUGGGCAUAGGAAAGAUGCCAAUGUAUUGGGGAAAUCAAACUUUUGAGGGUACUUCAACUGGCAUUGCCGAGACAUCCACAUGGCCAAAAAUCACAGAGUUGCAUCUGCCCUGAAUACAUUUUUAGUCCAAAUUAAAAACGCAUUUAGAAUUGACUUCAGAACAUUGUCAACCCAAAAAUAUGGCCACACAAAGACCCGCUUGUUUCAAUGCACCUGAACCCGAACCUACAGGGCAGAUUUCUGCUAUUCAUCUCAAGGAUGGAUGGCGAGGUUUGGUGGCGAUGAAUCGUAUUUUUGGUCAUUAUGUAAAAAACUUCUAGCCUCCAGUCCUUCUAAAGUUGAGCUGCUGGAUGAGAAGACUUUGAAGAAACUCUGAUUAUCUUGGAUGGUGAAGUGCAACUCCAGGACCUCACAUUGCUUAUGGCAGUUGUUCCUACUCAAAAAAACAUCAGAUGUGGUUGAAUUCAACCUCACGCAACAGUCUUUUCAUGCUGACCAAGUAAUUUGUCCACUUCUCAGGUAAGAAUAAAUAAAAUGCCCAAUCCCUUUCAAUAAACACCUGCCCUGCUGGAAAAUCCAGCUCAAGCUGGUAGCUGUGUUUUGGAGCAUGGUAGCCGGUACAAGCUGGUCCAAGUAGGUCCUUAGCUGGUUGACCAGCUACCAUGUUCCAAAAACCAGCUUGACCACCAUGAGUUGGUUUGACAAGCUGGUAGCUGGUUUCCCAGCUUGGACCAGCUAAAGAUCAGCUCAUGACCAGCUAGAAACCAGCUACUAUGUUCCAAAACAUAGCUACCUGCUUAAGUUGGAUUUUCCAGCAGGGUGGCCAUUUAAAAGAUUAAAAUUUGUGUUUGAAGCAUCCAGGAUUCGUGCUUCACUUGAGUUGGAUAUCUCCAUCUUGCUGACACUUGAUUGGUGAUUCAUUCUCCAACAUAGAAACAGUUUAAACCCUGACCUCCUAUUAUUAUUUUAUCUACUCAUUCUCAUAAUCUCACUUGGUCUACUGGAUAUUUGAUUGCUACUACAUCAAUGGUACACAAAAGGUGGCCUAUUGGAUGUUAAAACGGCUCUUUAACAGAUGCGCCAUUUAUUCUUAAGGGCUAUAUAAGUUUGAAUGUAUAUACAUAUUUUUAAACUUCCCCAACUGUAGGUUGCCAAACAAGUCAUUUUGUUCGUAAAAGUCAACGGAGCUGUCUGUUGGGUUCCUUCGAAAAUCUGUACUGAGAGAGAGGAAAAAAAAAAAAAGAUUAAUGAAGAGGAACUGUGCACGAAAAGCGUAAAGAUUACAGGCAUAAAGUUCCUGUCAGUCCAUGCUGAUAAAAGAUCAAUAUUUAUAGUCAUUUUAUUCCAUGUCAUUUUGAUUGGUCAAUGGUCAAUAAUGAUUAUGUAAGCAGUUAGUUUCAUGGUAGGCGAAUAACGGAAAAAGGCCUUGGGGGAAAAAAUGGCGCCAUUGGUACUGGUAAUUUCUGGUAUCUGACAUUGUUUUCUCUUCUACAGCAAUUGGAUUAAAAUUGAGUAGUUAUAACAUGAAAGCAAGAAAACACCCCUUAUUUGAUAUAACCUUGACAGGCUUUUGACAUCACCUCCACCUCCAUUACAUUAGCAGGUACUUGCAUUACAAUGUUACAAAAUUGUAGAAUAUAAACAUGACUGUAUCUGCUGUCAAACCACGCAGAAAUCAGCAUGGGACAAAACAGGGCAGAAACUACGUCACUUUCUUCUGCUCUUACGUCACACCUCUCUCAUGUUGAUGAGACUCAGCAGUAGGUUAUUCUUUCCCCAGGCUGAAAGACAGCUAAAUACUGGACUUCAAGAUAUGCACUGAACACUCUCUGGAGCGGAAAUUCAUAGUGCACCCAAAAGGGCUGCGUAAUUUUUUUCUUUUCUUUGUGAAUGUGCUAUUCUUGGCAGGUGAGGCGAGGUCGUACCCGGUAAUUUCCACAGAAACAUCAUUUGGAGUGUCACAGCUGACCUACACGAGAAAUGUGAUUGGACAAUUCUGAAAAUAACGGUUUUGUUAUCAUUCAAAAGAUCAGAGGCACGCAAGACACGCGCGCUCACGUUCAACGCCACAUUGCUGAUUUUAACUAGUAUAUUGCCGUAGGUUAACUGAAAAGAGACUAUAUUUCACAAUAUAACGUCACAUCAUCUAUGUCAUCACCUGCAUCUCAAAAGCACUAUAUGGGAAAUCCGGUAAAGUUAUUUGAAGUCUGUGCCCUCUACAAAAAGUAAUUAAUUAAAAUGUUCUCUCGUGAUGACAAGAUGGUAUUUACAUAUACAUAAGUAAACUUAUCUUAACCGAAAUCAGAAAUGGAAAGAAAGGUCGUCAGGGAGACCAUGAUGAAAUAUUGUGCCCACUUUACCUUCUUUCGGUCCUUUUACCUCGACAUCUGCUUAUGAGUCACCCAAAGGACGUGGACGUUAUGUUAGUAAGAAUAAAUAGUUUCUACAAUAAUGCAGUAAUCCCAUAAAAAUUAUGCAUGUUGGGCAAAGCAGUUCCACCGCAUAAGUGCGAACACAUCACGCGCUCUUUUAUUGGAUAGAAACCGCGCGCGCCAGUUACCAGGGAGCUCCGCAAACGCAAUCAUGGCGCUUGUUGCUGUGCAGAUUUCAACACCACCGAAAUUCAAAAACAACAAACUAAAGUCAAUAACCAUGUCAAACAUGACUGAAAGUAACACACACAAAUUAUCCAAACAUUCAAGUUAAACGAGUCUUUGGGGUGAAGGUAAAAAAUAUAGUAAUACGGACAGAGACGAAUAUUUUUCGUUUUUGUCAGCAGUUGGUCAGAUGUAGAGGCUCCCUAACUUUUCGAGCGGCGAGGUUGUUGCUAUGCAAAACUACACAGUUGUAACUGAGUGGUAGAGAGCAGGUUAAAAGCAGUUAAGGUCACAUCGAUUCUGAUCAGUUUAGCGUUCUCACUCGCACACUGUGGCCAACGACGGAAAACAAAUUGUGUUACAUGGCCAAAAGAGACCACACGAAGUCUCAAUUAAGUGACAGUAUUUUCGCGUGUUAAUAUAUCCGGUUUCCAGUCAUAGUGGUUUAAGUUGAUCUCUUAAAGAAAUAUUUCGGGUUCAUUACAAGUUAAGCUCAAUCGACAGCGUUUGUGACAUAAUGUUGUUUACCAAAAAAAUAAUUUCGACUCGUCCCUACUUUUCUUUAAAAACAUUGAGGCACUUACAGUGGAAGUGAAUGGGGACCAAUUUUUGUAGGGCAGAAAUGUGAAGCUUAUUACUUUAUAAAAGCACUAACGUUAAUUAUUCUGUUAAAAAUUGUGUAUUCUUUGAGUUGUUUAAAUCGUCAUUUUUACCAUCGUUUUAGGGUUUGUUGACAUUAAAUCGUCAUGGCAACAAAGUUGUAAAAUUGAACUUAACUGUACAAAUAAAAGGUUAUUUUUAUCACACUAAAAUCAUGUUAACACACAUAUUGUUUAUGUCUUGUGGCUAUAUUUUUAAAACAGUGAGUAUUUUAAUGUUAACGGAUUGGCCCCAUUCACUUCCAUUGUAAGUGCCUCACUGGAACACAGAUUUUUGCUUGUUUAAAAGAGAAGAAAGCAAUUCAAAAUGAUUAUUAUUAUUAUUAUUAUUAUUAUUAUUAUUAUUAUUAUUAUUUGUAAUCAAUAUUAUGCCACAAAUGCUGUCGAUUGAUCUUAAUUUAUAUUAAUCACCGAAUAUUCCUUUAAUAGUGCUCCCUCUUUCGGUCACUAGAGCUCGCUGUUGAGCUUUCUUGAAAAUAAGAGAAAACCUCCCACCACGGCAGACUGUUCCACGUCAUAUCCGGUUCCCUAUACGGACAAUGAAAAUGACCUCCGUUGAUUUGGAGCACAAAUAAUCUCAUAUAGCAAAUAAAUAGCGCAUAACUACACAGUUUAGCUUUUAUGAUAUUAUUGUCAUAGAGACACCAUCAUGGCGGCUUUGUUUUCAUGUUGUUUCGGCUGUUGUGGAGGCGGUAACAGUGGCCACGUAACACUGAAGGAAAUGCCCACGGUUCAGCUGGACACUCAUCACAUGGGUACUGAUGUUGUCAUUGUAAAGAGUGGAAGACGCAUAUGUGGAACUGGUGGCUGCAUUGCAAAUGCUCCUCUACAUCAAAACAAGAGCUACUUUGAAUUUAAGAUUCAGUCCACAGGUGUCUGGGGAAUAGGAGUGGCAACUCGGAAAGCAAAUUUAAACCAGAUCCCUUUGGGCAGAGACACGCACAGCCUUGUGCUUAGACAAGAUGGCACUGUGUACCACAACAAUGAAGAAAAGAACCGAUUACCUGCUAACAGCUUACCACAGGAAGGAGACAUUGUGGGUGUUACGUAUGACCACGUGGAGCUGAAUUUGUACCUGAAUGGGAAGAAUAUGAACUGUCCGGCAUCAGGCAUUAGAGGAACUGUAUAUCCUGUAGUUUACGUGGACGAUAGUGCAAUACUGGAUUGUCAGUUCAGUGAUUUCUACCAUCCUCCUCCACAAGGCUUCCAGAAGAUUCUUUUUGAGCAGCAGAUCCUUUGAAGUUCAGGACGUGCUGUAUAUACACUAAAGAUGUAGACCCCACGGCCGGGAUUUGAAGUGCUAUGUUUAUGACUGACAUCUACCUAUUGUGUGGCUUUUGUGGCCAAUUGAAAGGACUCAUGUGAAACUGACGCAUACCUUUCUGGCCACUACCAGUACUCAUUUAAAAAAAGUCAUCUAGAUUUCCAGGUCUGUGCACUUUGAUCUAAAAAUGUCAAAUCAGACAUCAAUUAUUUUCGCUUCAUCAAACACUGUACAUUAUAUGUUGUAUUAACAGUGUACCAUUGUGAACAAAUAUGCAUUUUUUUAUGCUUUUUAAUAUGCUUUUUUUUUUUAUUUAAUCAAAAACUGUUCAUAAUUGGGCAAAUUACAACUGACAGUCAUGACUUUAAGAUUUUAUAUUUUCUGCUUUUCAGCUGAACAAAGUGAUACUGACUAAAAAUACUGUUAUAAACUGUCAAUUUUAUUGUCUGUCUGAUGAUGUUGAUGCAUUUAAAAUACCAAUGUUUAACUGCACUCCUGCCCACACAGUAUACAUGAUAAGGUUUUUGAAGAAAUGCACAUAGAUUUCAUUGCCUUUCCAUAUAGCGUUGCUUGUGAUGUACAGUACAUUACGUCUUAUAUCAAGAUAACAGUGUGUGCACAACAUUCUGUGUGACUUGAGACAUAUUGAGAUGGAAAGGUUGUUUACCUUUAAUAUUGAAUGUUUUUUCUUGGGGUUGAAUGAUAAGUGAUCUUAAUUGUGAUUAAAAUAAAUAAAUAUAUAUAUAUAUAUACUGUAUAUAUAAAUUAAUAAAACUUUAAAAAUUACAAAUUCCAAUAAUAUUCACAAUAUUAUUUUUUAAUAUGGGUUUUUGACGCAUAACUGUCCAUGGAAAUUUUUGAUCAUCAAUAUUUUAGGAUAAAAUGUAUUUGAAUAUAUAAGAACAAGUGGAUUUCUACAUUUCUCAUCAUUUUGAACAGCUUUGCCUUCACUGGUUAAUUUUCAGUGGUCCUGCGGUGUGACAAAUUCAUUUUUAAAAGCACAAAUAUCCCAUGGAGUCUCUGCUAAAUUGAGGUAAUAAAAGCUUCAUGUGUAAAAAAUGAUAAAACAUUUAGCAAAAUGCUGUGUAAAAUACUUUCAGUGGGAGCAUAGGCCUUUAGCAGGUCACACCCCAGAACAUUUUCACAAGUAUGUCAUGUCAACUUUUUCAUGUACUAAUCUAACAGGUCAUUUUGUGUCUUGUUUUGUCUUUCAGUAAUAAAAAUGCUUUUUUCAU
Messenger RNA from Myxocyprinus asiaticus (Chinese sucker), 8407 nucleotides. RefSeq names its product SPRY domain-containing protein 7-like. The transcript is spliced from 8 exons. The coding region runs from base 6558 to 7148 and encodes 196 amino acids. Gene Ontology annotation, molecular function: protein binding. The record is from RefSeq and is a predicted model, not a curated record. NCBI's taxonomy places the organism in Eukaryota, Metazoa, Chordata, Actinopteri, Cypriniformes, Catostomidae.